AAAAAUAUUAUAUUAAUUUCAUUCGUUUUUAUUGUUUCAGAAUCCUUGCAAUUGUUGUCGCAUCUUGAUCCUCCUGUUGACAGCGUAUACAUGAUAUGUGGUGUAUUGAUCGCUUUGGUGUUAGUCGGUGUUAUCAUCGUUCUACUAGCUGUAACGAUCAGUAAGUUGCGGAAACGAGAAGAUCAUUCGAAUGCGGUACAUCCGGAAGCAGCCGUAGUUCAAACGGCAACAUCGCCGGUUUCGACGAUCAUCGCUCCGUCUUAUCCUGGCGAAGGUUGUUGCACGCAAACGUCAGUGACUACCACAUCGACGGAUCUGGGAAAUAGCACAGCUGUUGAACAGGAUAAUGUCUAUACCACCGCCAAUCCGACAGAUCAAUUCGUCUGGCAGUUUCCGCCUCCUUAUCCACCGCCUCACACACCGACACAGUAUACGUUGUACAACGACCAGGAUACACUUGUACACGCUCUACCGUCGGAUAGGCCUGGAUUUGCAAAGGGCUUCCGUAAAAAUAUCGGAGGACGCUGGCGUCGCUUGGUAAAAAGGAAGCCGGAGUCGGAGACUUGUGCCAUUCCUCCUGAAUUAAAGGAUCAACUGAAAACAAUUUACGUCUAUUGACGAUCAGCGUUAAUGCGCCGUUGUCUAUAUUUUUAUAAUUCUUCCUCGGUUAUCGAUGAUUUCCUCUAUGUAAGAUAGUAAUUAUAUCAAGAAAGAUGUAAAUGAUACGAAUGACAAAGAAUAAAGAAAAAAAUGCGUAAUGGGAUAGUUCAUCGAAAAAAGACAAAG
Molecule: messenger RNA, 786 nt
Organism: Apis dorsata (giant honeybee)
Lineage: Eukaryota; Metazoa; Arthropoda; Insecta; Hymenoptera; Apidae
Exons: 4
Coding region: 91-618 (175 amino acids)
Source: RefSeq, a predicted model, not a curated record